Myotis lucifugus (little brown bat) is the source of this 1479-nucleotide messenger RNA. It is a transcript of the gene KREMEN1, whose product is annotated as kringle containing transmembrane protein 1. Lineage: Eukaryota; Metazoa; Chordata; Mammalia; Chiroptera; Vespertilionidae. Gene Ontology annotation, cellular component: plasma membrane. Bases 385 to 1464 code for a protein of 359 amino acids. Gene Ontology annotation, biological process: multicellular organism development. The record is from RefSeq and is a predicted model, not a curated record. The transcript has 10 exons.
GUGUUGUGGUUUACAGCGUGACUGCGCCCCGCCUUCAGUUCUCUGAGCCUCGCUCUCCUCGCCUGUAAAGGUGGGAUGAGAAUGAUGACCGCCUUCCGGGGGGCUGUGAAGAUGAAGUGAUAUAUUGCAGAAUGUUUCACAACCAACGGUGCAGAUUACAGGGGGACGCAGAACUGGACGGCACUCCAAGGCGGGAAGCCAUGUCUGUUCUGGAACGAGACUUUCCAGCAUCCAUACAACACUCUGAAUUACCCCAAUGGGGAGGGGGGCCUGGGCGAGCAUAACUAUUGCAGAAACCCAGACGGAGAUGUGAGCCCCUGGUGCUACGUGGCGGAGCAGGAGGACGGCGUCUACUGGAAGUACUGCGAGAUCCCUGCUUGCCAGAUGCCUGGAAACCUUGGCUGCUACAAGGAUCAUGGAAACCCACCUCCUCUAACUGGCGCCAGUAAAACAUCUAACAAACUUACCAUACAAACCUGCAUCAGUUUUUGUCGGAGUCAGAGGUUCAAGUUUGCUGGGAUGGAGUCAGGCUAUGCUUGCUUCUGUGGAAACAAUCCGGAUUACUGGAAGUAUGGGGAGGUAGCCAGUACUGAGUGCAACAGCGUCUGCUUCGGGGAUCAAACCCAGCUCUGUGGUGGCGAUGGCCGGAUCAUCCUCUUUGACACUCUCGUCGGCGCCUGCGGUGGGAAUUACUCGGCCAUGACUUCUGUAGUCUAUUCCCCUGACUUCCCUGACACCUACGCCACAGGGAGGGUCUGCUACUGGACCAUUCGGGUCCCGGGAGCCUCCCACAUCCACUUCAACUUCACCUUAUUUGACAUCAGGGAUUCCGCAGACAUGGUGGAGCUGCUGGACGGCUACACCCACCAAGUCCUGGUCCGUUUCAAUGGAAGGAACCGCCCACCUUUGUCCUUUAAUGUCUCCCUGGAUUUUGUCAUUCUGUAUUUCUUCUCUGAUCGCAUCAAUCAGGCCCAGGGAUUUGCUGUCUUAUACCAAGCUGUUAAGGAAGAACCACCACAGGAGAGGCCCACUGCCAACCAGACGUUGGCUGAGGUGAUCACGGAGCAGGCAAACCUCAGCAUCAGCGCUGCCCGGUCCUCCAAAGUCCUCUACGUCAUCACCACCAGCCCCAGCCACCCACCACAGACCGUCCCAGGUAGAUGGACAGUGUAUGGCCUGGCAACUCUCCUCAUCCUCACAGUCACAGCCAUUGUAGCAAAGAUCCUUCUGCACGUCACGUUCAGAUCACAUCGUGUUCCUGCUUCAGGGGACCUUAGGGAUUGUCGUCAACCAGGGACAUCAGGAGAAAUCUGGAGCAUUUUCUAUAAGCCUUCUACUUCCAUUUCCAUCUUUAAGAAGAAGCUCAAGGGUCAGAGUCAACAAGAUGACCGUAAUCCUCUUCCUCUGAUCUCUGUCACAACUACUCAACUCUGCCCGCACUGGUUGUUGGGGGCCAACCACUAGAACCCGUGCCCACCC